Cercospora beticola is the source of this 708-nucleotide messenger RNA. RefSeq names its product glutathione S-transferase family protein. The record is from RefSeq and is a predicted model, not a curated record. Lineage: Eukaryota; Fungi; Ascomycota; Dothideomycetes; Mycosphaerellales; Mycosphaerellaceae.
AUGGGCCUCACAGUCCACCACCUCGGUCACUCCCAAUCCGACCGCGUCGUCUUCCUUUGCGAAGAACUCGGCAUCCCAUACGAACUCAAGAAAUACGACCGCUCUCCUCUCCUCGCACCUCCAGAGCUCAAGAAACUUCAUCCCAUCGAAGCCUCCCCCGUUAUCGAAGACGACGGCGGAGUCGUCCUAGCCGAAACCCAAGCCUGCUUCGAGUACAUCGCCCACGUCCACGGCGGAGGCAAAUUCUUCGUCAGACCCGGCGAGAAAAACUACGCAGAUUUCCUCUACUACUACAAUGUCGCCAAUGGGACCUUGCAACCCGCCAUCGGCCGAAUCAUGGCCUUGAACUUCGCAGGCAUCAAUCGCGGUAGCGAUAAUCCACUAUUCCAGCGCUUCGACGCAAAAAUCCAACAAGUCUAUGGCAUGCUUAAUAAGCGUGUCAAAGAAGUUCCUUGGCUCGCUGGAGAGGAAUUCACCGCUGCGGAUAUGAUGAUGAUUUGGUCUUUGACGGGCAUGAGAGAAUUUGUACCGAGCGAUUUGAGCGCCUAUCCGGAUCUGUUGAAGUAUAUGAAGAAAGUUGUUGAUCGACCGGCUUAUAGGAAGUAUUUGGAGAAGGGUGAUCCGGAUAUCGCGGAGUAUAUUGAGAAGAGUAUUUCUGCGGAAGGGCCGCCGAAGUUUAAGAAUAUAAAGCGAGAGAACAGGCUUUAG